Messenger RNA from Trichobilharzia regenti, 2945 nucleotides. Lineage: Eukaryota; Metazoa; Platyhelminthes; Trematoda; Strigeidida; Schistosomatidae. The record is from the annotation of a GenBank genome assembly.
AUGGAAAUAAGCCCAGAAUUAAAUUUUGAUUUAAAAACAGAUGCGACAGAUCCUGGUAGUGCCUCGUUCUCUGAUUCUGGCGUGAGCAGCACAUUUUCUUUUAAAACUAAUGCAAGUGCUUCGGUUUCAAUUAUUCCCUCUCCCCCAUUAUCUGGGUUUCCUGGUUGUAUGGAAUCUAAUGGUUCUCCAUCAGUUGACCAGUCAUAUUUAAACUUUCAAAAUAAAACAUACUCAGGAUUUUCAGACAGUAACAAUCUACCUAUGUCGGCUAAUCAUCAAUAUCCUAUACCUUCCAGACAAUCUUUUCCUCAGGGUUUUUUAUCUAGUCCCCCAUCAGCAUAUUCUGUAAGUUACACAUCUCCACAUGUCUCGAAUUCAUUUUAUCAACGUCAAGUUCCAUCCACACUUUGUUCAGCUCCGAGCAGUAAUUUCAAUAUACCACCACAACUUUUCCCUCCAGAAAUGGUACAAACUUCUAUGUCUUUGAACAGAGAUCAACACAAUGGUUCAUUAGAAAACCACUUCAUUCAAAAUCGUGACCAUAGUCAGUUUCCGUUUUCAGAUCACUUCCAUAAUUCUGAUUUACGACCUCUUCAUAUCACAACCUCACCUCGUCAGUUGGGACCUCACAAUAGCAAUACUAAUUUCGGUGACGUUACUUGUGCGGAUUCUAUGGGUAAAAUUUCUCCUCAGGACUCACCAAAUGGUGUGCCUGGAAACUGUGAUCAUCCUUCAACAGCUUGUGGAGCUGUAACAUCUGGUCCUGGUUCAAUGGGUAACUGUAGAGCGUCAAGACCUGUGGAACGUGGUUCUGAAGUUUCUGCAGCCGACAGCAAUUCUAACGUUGGGUCCAUUAAAGCUACUUUUACCCCAUGCAAGGUCUGUGGUGACAAAGCUAGUGGUUAUCAUUAUGGUGUGAUUUCCUGCGAGGGCUGUAAAGGUUUCUUUCGUCGAAGUAUUCAAAAGCAAAUCGAGUAUAAGUGUUUAAGAGAUGGAAAGUGUCUUGUGAUACGCCUAAAUCGUAACCGUUGUCAGUAUUGUCGUUUCCGUAAGUGUCUUGCUGCCGGUAUGUCUAAAGACAGUGUACGUUAUGGUCGAAUGCCAAGACGAGCACGUGGUCCUGAUUGUGGUAGAGAUGGUCCCGAGGCUAGUAUGGUAAUGCAGCAGCAUAAUUCUGUCCCAAACUCUAUGCGAAUCGAUGCAACAGGUGGAAAUGGUGUUGUAGUUGGGGGACAUGCUUCAGCGUUUAUUCCCCCGCCUUCAGGUAGUUCUGAAAUGCCAAAUAAUUCAGUGCCAUCAACUACUGGUCGUUAUGGAAUUUGUAGUCGACCUACAAAUGAUCAUCUUGGGCUAUAUGAGACUAUACUUACAAUAAGUCAAGCUUAUCAAAACUUCUCUCCGUAUACUGAUGAAAAGAUUAAAUUGAUGAGAUGCAGACCGAUUACUCUGUCGAAUGUUACACGUGAAUUUUGGCCUGAAAAAGUCGACGAGCAUCGUUUACGUAUGCAUGAAGAACUUAGCCAACUGUUAGCCCCAUGUAUACAACAAGUUGUUGAACUGGCGAAACGUAUUCCUGAGUUUAGUUCACUUGGUCAACCAGAUCAGUUGGUGUUAAUUAAAGCAGCAUUUUUUGAAGUAUGGCUUGUACAAGCUUCACGUCUGAUAUCAACACAUGAUCGUAAAAUAACACUGGCUGAUGGAAAACAAAUUACUAAGCAGGAAUUGGAUUUUGUUUAUUCUCCGAGUGUUGUAUGUUCAAUAUUUUCAUUUUCCGAGAAUUUCAAUGCAUUAAUGUUGAAUGAUACAGAGAUAGCAUUGUGUUGCACCGCUGUAAUCACUAAGCCAAAUCGCUAUGGUUUAAUGGAGCCAAACAAGGUAGCUGUAAUACAAGAUCAUCAUUUAGCUGCUCUUCGUAUGCAAUUAGAACGUAAUCGAUCAAGAGAACCAGCUCUUUUUGGACAAGUACGUAAUGUAAUUAGUCAAGUUGCUACAGUUGGUGAUGAAGUGCAAUUAUGCAUGCGUUGGUAUCGGGAGAAUUGGUAUCGUACACGUUUAGCGCCAUUAUAUGCUGAAACCUAUGAUAUUCCACAUGAAGAAACAUCUACUCCAGCUAUGCCUCCACAAGCAGCAGGUACUGGUGCUCAGCAUACAGGCAAUUCAUAUUCUGUGUGUCCAGAUCUUGUAUCUGUUUGCCCACAACCUAUACCAUACGGUGAAGUUACAAAUUCUAACAUCACUUAUGGUUCUUCAUCAUCUUCUUCUUCAGCAGUACCCGUCCCUCAGGCUGUUCACCAUCACUAUCCAAACCAGCCACUUAACAACAGGCCAGACAUACCUAUUAUGGUACCUGGUUCAAUUAAUAAUGAAAAUAUGACUUAUGCUGGUAAUGAUAGAAUUCAAGGUGUUGGUGUUGACCAAUGUGCUUCUGACAGUCAAAUGCAUGUUGUCAAUCAUAAACAAAACAUUCAGCAUCAAAUUCAUCAUCAUCAGCAACAACAACAACAACAGCAUACAGCACACUUAACUCCUGAUUCAUCUCAUCAUCUAAGAAGUUCAUAUUCAUCAUCAACAUCAUCGACAAGUCUAUCCAACAAUUCCGAUUCAUCUUCAGUGAAUCAAUCACGUGGAUUUACCGGACAAUUUAGCUAUCAUGAUACCGCUAUGAAUUUUAAUCCCUCCAACUCAAAUCCUUAUUCAAAUUCUAGAGAAUGCUCUCCUUCUUCAACACAAACAGUUUCAACUAAUUAUUUGGCUCCAUCACCUCAACAACAACCGCCUCAACAACAUCAACGGAUUCAAACGCCAAUCUCUGCAUUACAAUCCUCGCCUCAAUUCUCUUGCCCAGGUACACUUACAUCAUCUCAGCGUCAAAUUGUUAGUUCCACAAUAUCCUCAACUGGGCUGUCAUCAUUACAAAACCAAUCUGAUCAUAUGCAAAUGAAUGA